Sebastes umbrosus (honeycomb rockfish) is the source of this 1399-nucleotide messenger RNA. Its product is annotated as interleukin-13 receptor subunit alpha-1-like. Gene Ontology annotation, molecular function: cytokine receptor activity; protein binding. NCBI's taxonomy places the organism in Eukaryota, Metazoa, Chordata, Actinopteri, Perciformes, Sebastidae. Bases 86 to 1117 code for a protein of 343 amino acids. The record is from RefSeq and is a predicted model, not a curated record. The transcript is spliced from 10 exons. Gene Ontology annotation, cellular component: external side of plasma membrane. Gene Ontology annotation, biological process: cytokine-mediated signaling pathway.
CUUUCCCCAGAAAUGUGUUAUUGUCUUGAGUCAUUGAGAGCACUGACAGCCAGCGACACAGUGGAGGGACGGCAGGAGGUUGGCUAUGAAGCUGUUUCCUAUCCAUCCAAUACUUUGGUCCAGUUUGCUGGUUUGGUGUGCCUCACAAAGUGAUAUAAGUCCUCUUCCAGCAGAGACAGAGGCCAACAACCAUGAUGUCUGUACGGCUGAAAAGGAUCCCGGCAACACCCAUCCGCUGAAUCCUCCGGAGCAGGAAAAUCAUGUAGAGGAGGAGAAGGUGAAUGAGGACGUCUUCCGCUGCCUCCUUUACCCAACAAAUCUACUCAACUGCUCCUGGUCAUUCCACACUUUACAGAAGGAUACUCACCUCUUCGUCAAUAUCAGUAUCUGUGAUGACAAAAGAGCAGUUCACCCUCUGGACCUCUCGUCUGAGGAGAGAGUCGGAUCAUUGUCUUUGACUCUGUACGAGCACGAGCACGAGACGUUAUAUGUGAUCCUCCGCUUUAACAUAAGCCUGCACGACGAGUGGACGGUCUACACCUCCGCAUACGACAUGGACAUUCUAGAGGUCCUGUCUCCACCCCAAAACAUCUCUGCAUCAGUCAAAGACGGAGGCCUGUUGGUGACGUGGGAUCUUCCCCCCCGUCAAGAAGACAUUCCCCCUGAAUGCUUUGAAUACCAGCUGGACAUGGGUGACCAGGAAGGACCCAAAACUUUGCCCGAACAGCUGUCUUACACAGAGGCCAAUGCAGAUCCCACCCGCUCCUACAGCGUGAGGAUGAGGGCGAGGAAGACGAAAUUCUGUGGGAAUCGUGAGUGGAGUGACUGGAGUCACGCCGUCACGGUGGAAGAUCCAAUUUACAAACUCAACAUUCUGGUGAUCAUCUCAAUUUCACUGGGAAUACCCAUGAUCCUCCUGGCUGUGCUGCUGCUGGCGCGCCAUCAGAGGGUGACUAAGGUUCUGUUUCCUCCGAUUCCUCGCCCCCCGGCAAAGUACAAAUGUUUCCUCGAAAAAAAUGACACAUUCAAUCUCUUCUACCCUGCCCCGUCAGCUGAGCCCGUGGAGGAGAUCACAGAGGUGGAAGACACGGAGCAAAAGGCCGGAAAGACAUUAUAAAAGCAAUAUGGGAAGGACAUAUUUAAAAAAAUAAUAAUAAUAAUAAUAAAUAAAAAAUCGCCUGAGGUAACGCCAUGCACUGCCAGGUGUUGAAUGCAUGUUUAGUGUGUGUAAGCCUGUAUUUGUGUGGACAUUGUGGUUUUAUGUUGCUCAUGUUUGCAGUCCAUCAGGCCCAGUAAGUUGGUUUAUGACACUGUAAUACAUUUUAAGACAUGUAAAAGUAUACCAACAGGACUGCAAAACACGCUUAAGAUAUCAUAUAAAGGAAGAUUUUGCUCAUCA